AUGACCAAGACACUAUCUUUAGGGUCGCGCCUGCGCUACCCCAUCACGAUCACCAAGCUUCUUAAGUCGCCUGGAGACACAUUGAAAAAACGCGAGCCCGUUUUCGAAUACAAGUUCAAAUGGACCAAGGAGGUCGGCGAUUCGUUUCGAGGAGAAUCUAGAGAGGAGGAGCAGGUCACACUUGUAUUAUGGGAAUCCCCGGCGACG
Messenger RNA from Parascedosporium putredinis, 207 nucleotides. Lineage: Eukaryota; Fungi; Ascomycota; Sordariomycetes; Microascales; Microascaceae. The record is from the annotation of a GenBank genome assembly.